GUGUCGAUCAGUAGUAGGGGCUUAACAUGGACAGCUAAGUAGUAUCUGGUUAAUAUAAUUCAAAGGUUAAAGCUUUUGCGUGUCGCUAUUAAACUCGGAUGUUUUGGAGUACCGAGAGGUACUGGUCAACCAUUUUUUUGAGACCGAGGAGUUGCGUCUCUUGCAAAUAUUGCGCUGUUUGGUUGGUCGUUUGUGUGGCUGUGUUAGCUUGUUAGCUAUCUGACGUUAAACGUCAUUCAGCCAGGUACUACUCUGCUAACGUAGCUUAGCUUGUUCUACAGCUACAGUAGCUAAAAUUGAGCGUGUGUGUGAGUUUAUUUAUGCUACAUAUCAAAGUGUGACUCAACUGUAACCGAAUGUUUGGCGAUAGAAAUAGCAGCAGCUACAGCUAGCAGAUUGUUAGCUUGUCAACAUCAACAACAAUGGUCUAUAAAAGGUGUUCUAAAAAUGCAAGAACGAUAUAUAUUUGGACCAUUCUGCUGAUCGUCUUCGUCAACGAAAUAACAGCUGAUGAAGAGCAGCAUGGGAAUGACGGACCAGAGCUAAAGUCUUACCAUGAUCCGGACACUGAAGAGGAAGACGUCCGUUUGGCGUCUGAAAUCGUGGCCAGUGCCUCUGUGACCUCGGGUCAUGAAGUCUCCCAGCCGGAGGAGGAGAAACAGUCACUGGCGGAGGGACUGGAGGGAGAGGAGAAGGAGGACCUGCCUGAGCAGCCUCCUCCAGUCCAAGAGAAACCUAAAGAGGUUCCUGUGGUGAAUGGAGGCACAGCCCAUGGAGAGCCCUGCAUCUUCCCCUUCCUCUUCCAGGGGAAGGAGUACUCGGACUGUACCACUGAUGGACGGGGGGAUGGACGGCUGUGGUGCGCCACAAUCUAUGACUACGACCAGGAGAAGAAGUGGGGUUUCUGUGAGACGGAGGAGCAGGCACAGCAGAGGCUGCAGGCUGAGGAGGCUGAGGAGCAGUAUCAGACGGUCCUGCGCAUGCUCAAUGCCACCACCAGGAGGACCCAGAGGAAAGAAUUGUACGAAAAGCUGCUGAAAGUAGCAGAGCAAGGCCACCAGAAAGCCAUGGAGAAGGUGGCGUAUGCCAUGCUGUUUGGAGACUACAUGAGCCAGAACGUGACCAAGGCCAAAGACAUGUUUGAGAAGCUUGCCAUUGAGGGUUCGCCUAAAGCUCAGACGGCUCUUGGCUUUCUGUACGCAGCAGGACUUGGAGUUAACUCAAGUCAAGCGAAGGCCCUGGUUUACUACACCUUUGGCGCACUGGGGGGAAACUCGGUUGCUCAUAUGAUCCUGGGAUACAGAUACUGGGGCGGUGUGGGAGUUCCCCAGAGCUGUGAGUCAGCACUGACACAUUACAGACUUGUUGCAAAUCAAGUGGCCAACGAUGUGUCCCUGACCGGGGGCUCGGCGGUGCAGAGGAUCAGGCUGCUGGAUGAGGUGGAGAACCCGGGAUCUACCAGUGGGAUGCUGGAGGAGGACUUGAUCCAGUACUAUCAGUUUCUGGCUGAGAAAGGAGAUGUUCAAGCUCAGGUGGGAUUAGGUCAGCUACACCUGCAUGGAGGACGCGGAGUAGAACAGAAUCAUCAGAGGGCGUAUGAUUACUUCACCCAGGCUGCAAAUGCAGGGAAUACACAUGCUAUGGCUUUCCUCGGCAAGAUGUACUCAGAAGGCAGCGAGUAUCUCCCUCAGAACAACGACACGGCCCUGCAGUACUUUAAGAAGGCCUCUGACUUGGGUAAUCCGGUGGGACAGAGUGGCCUCGGCAUGGCCUACCUAUAUGGGAGAGGUGUCCCAGUGAACUAUGAGCUGGCACUGAAGUACUUCCAGAAGGCAGCGGAGCAGGGCUGGGUGGACGGACAGCUCCAGCUGGGCACCAUGUAUUACAAUGGCAUCGGUGUAAAGCGUGAUUACAAGCAGGCACUCAAAUUCUUCAACCUGGCCUCACAAGCAGGCCACAUCCUGGCCUUCUACAACUUGGCCCAGAUGCAUGCCACUGGUACCGGUGUGAUGCGCUCCUGCCACACCGCUGUGGAGCUGUUCAAGAACGUGUGUGAACGCGGUCGCUGGUCGGAGCGUCUCAUGUCGGCCUACGGCAGCUUUAAGGAGGGCGAGUCUGAUGCGGCGCUGGUCCAGUAUCUGCUGCUGGCUGAGCAGGGCUACGAGGUGGCCCAGAGCAACGUGGCCUUCAUCCUGGACCAGAAAGGAGUGAGGAUCUUCACUGAGAAUGAGACCUACCCUCGCGCUUUGCUCCACUGGACAAGAGCUGCAGCACAAGGUUACACUGUGGCAAGGAUCAAACUCGGGGACUACCACUUCUACGGCUACGGGACAGAUGUGGACUAUGAGACGGCCGUCAUCCACUACCGACUGGCAUCCGAGCAGCAGCACAGCGCCCAGGCCAUGUUUAACCUGGGCUACAUGCAUGAGAAAGGCCUGGGCAUCAAACAGGACAUCCAUCUAGCUAAGCGUUUCUACGACAUGGCCGCUGAAGCCAGUCCCGAUGCCCAGGUUCCAGUUUUCUUGGCCCUGUGCAAGCUGGGCCUGGUUUACACUCUGCAGUACCUGCAGGAUUUUAAUUUAAAGGAGCUGAUUACUCAGGUGGACCUGGACCAGCUCCUCGGCCCGGAGUGGGACCUCUACCUCAUGACCGUCAUCGCCCUGCUGCUCGGCACAGUCGUCGCCUACAGGCAGCGCCAGCACCAAAUCAUGGUUCCCCCUCGACCACCUGUCCCAGCUCCAGCGCCCCCACCCAGACCACCUCAGGAACAGUCGCAAGCCGAGGCCGAGCCCCAGGGUCAGGAAGAAACGCCGGCCCAGGAGGACGAGGACGACGAGGACGACGAGGAGGAGGAGGAGGAGGAGUAGGAGUAGUGAGAGACGGCCAGACGGAGCGAGGGCAGUGAAAGACGGACAGGAGGCUCUACCAGCCCGCCCCGCGGAGCAGCUGGUGCUUACUAGCUGAAUACCUGCCAGUCUGAGCGCCUCUCACUCCACACGCUAAAAGACGACUUAAGACGGCUGCUGAACUGUGCAGUCUGACGACUCCCUUUCUCCAUUUAAAAUGUGCUGGUCCUGUGCUGAAGAGAGACAGUGGGGGGUGUUUAUGGACAAUGCUACAGAUCAGAGCGUUGAGAGCAUAACACAGACUUGGGACCUGCUAGUCUAUGACUCAGGAUACUGCCAGAAGCACCCGUGUCCUCACCGCGGAACAACAAAACAUCCUUUUGGUUUCCCGAUCAAAGGCAGACUAAUCUAAAAUGUGCAUUGGUGUCUUCUUACUUUUCCCUUUAUCACACUCUGCCUCAAUCCUAAUUUAGAAAAAUAACAGGCAGGAACAUGUGAAUUCAAAUUAUUUUAUUUGCUAGUUGGUUUAAAAAAGUCAUGUUUUUGCAUGUUUUCAUCUUUAAUUUUAGGCCCUAUUUUCAAAUAAUUGACUGAACAAAUUUUACAUUAAUUUUUGCAUUAAUUAGUUACUUGUUUGGUUGAUAUGUUGAGUCGGUACUUUUUCAUACCCGCAAUUCACUGAAAGAUUAAUUCACGUUCAUUCAACAUUAGUAACGGUGCUCAAUCUGUCCUCAUUAGUACGAGAACAAGAAACCUGUUGAGCAGUUCACUAUAACCAAUAGAAGAGCUCUACCGGAUAGAUCGCUUAAUCUUGAGCUCACACGUAGAUGUUCUCAACACGGCAGACGCAAAGGAUGAGAAGCUGCUGAAGUCAAAGAGUCGUAAUCAUACAGACGCUUCUUUCACUCUCCGAGCACAGUGAAACAAUCUAAAGAGAGGAACUGAUGUGUGCAGUCCAGUGAAAGGACACAGAACAGAUUCUGAAGAUGUUCUGUACGUUGGUGUGAUAUGUUUCCAUUGACGGGCUUUGG
Anarrhichthys ocellatus (wolf-eel) is the source of this 3877-nucleotide messenger RNA. Its product is annotated as protein sel-1 homolog 1. Gene Ontology annotation, molecular function: protein binding. The record is from RefSeq and is a predicted model, not a curated record. NCBI's taxonomy places the organism in Eukaryota, Metazoa, Chordata, Actinopteri, Perciformes, Anarhichadidae. Bases 423 to 2867 code for a protein of 814 amino acids. Gene Ontology annotation, biological process: ERAD pathway. The transcript has 21 exons. Gene Ontology annotation, cellular component: endoplasmic reticulum membrane.